Microthlaspi erraticum is the source of this 1383-nucleotide messenger RNA. Lineage: Eukaryota; Viridiplantae; Streptophyta; Magnoliopsida; Brassicales; Brassicaceae. The record is from the annotation of a GenBank genome assembly.
AUGGAAGAUCCAUUACUGGUAAAUGCUAAGAGAGAAGAAGAACAAGAAAUAAAGAAAAUAAGAUGGGAGAAACUGAAGAAGGUCGCUUCAAUGGCGGCUCCAAUGGUGGUUGUAAACAUAUCUCAAUACCUUAUUCAGGCCACUUCUACUAUGAUCGUUGGCCACAAAGGUGAGAACUCUCUCGCUGGAAUCGCUCUCGCCAGCUCCAUGGCGAAUGUAACCGGCUUUGGUCUCCUCUUUGGACUAGCGGGCGCGUUAGAAACAUUAUGUGGUCAAGCUUUUGGAGCUCGGCAGUACGAGAAGCUUGGUUCCUAUACUUUCACUUCCAUCAUAUCUCUUCUCAUCAUCUGUUUCCCAAUCUCUCUUCUAUGGAUUUUCGUGAAAAAUAUUUUGUUAUUGUUUCACCAAGACCCUGAAGUAUCAGAGAUAGCUUCUGUUUACUGCCUUUGGCUCAUACCGGCUUUAUUCGGUUACUCUGUUCUUCAGUCGCUGAUUCGCUACUUCCAAACACAAAGCUUGAUUUUCCCAAUGGUUCUCUCUUCUUUGACGGUUCUUUGUUUCCACGUACCGGUUUGUUGGGUAUUGGUUUACACUUUAGGGCUUGGAACCAAAGGUGCAGCUUUAUCAAUAAGCCUUUCUUAUUGGCUCAACGCGGUCUUCCUUUGUUUUUUCAUGAGACAUUCGCAAGUUUGUGAAGGCAAACGGGUUUUAAUAUCAAUGGAAGCGUUUGGCCACAUGAGGAUGUUCUUCUCGUUAGCAGUUCCUUCAGCUUUGAUGGUUAUUCUUGAAUGGUCGGCCUUCGAGAUUUUGAUUCUUAUCUCCGGUGUCUUGCCUAACUCAAAGUUAGAGACAUCUGUGAUUUCCAUGUGCUUGACAACAUCUACUUUGCACUACAAUCUGGGAACUGCUAUCGGUGCUGCCGCAAGCACAAAUGUGGCCAACGAGCUAGGAGCUGGAAACCUAGUUGCAGCUAAAGCUUCUGCAACUGUCGCAAUCAGUAUUGCAGCUGUUGAAUCUUCUGCCGUGAGCUUUGCUCUGUUCCUCUCAAGACAUGUUUGGGGCUAUGCUUACAGUAACGUACCCGAAGUGAUUCGCUACGCCGCAGAAAUCACACAUAUUCUCUGUUUUUCCAUUCUUAUGGACAGCUUGUCAGCCACGCUAACCGGGGUUGUGAGAGGAAGUGGUAAACAGAAGAUUGGUGCUUAUGUAAAUAUCGCUGCGUAUUACAUAUUUGGAAUCCCGAUGGGACUUCUUUUCUGCUUCACUUUUGACCUCAAAGUUAAAGGUCUCUGGAUUGGUAUAUUUUUUGGAUGCACUCUACAAACUCUCACAUUGUUUCUCAUUACUACAUUCACCAAAUGGAAGACCAAUGAGUCAUUGUGA